Messenger RNA from Calidris pugnax (ruff), 2615 nucleotides. It is a transcript of the gene DPYSL4, whose product is annotated as dihydropyrimidinase like 4. Lineage: Eukaryota; Metazoa; Chordata; Aves; Charadriiformes; Scolopacidae. The transcript is spliced from 14 exons. Gene Ontology annotation, molecular function: hydrolase activity, acting on carbon-nitrogen (but not peptide) bonds, in cyclic amides. Gene Ontology annotation, cellular component: cytosol; cytoplasm. The record is from RefSeq and is a predicted model, not a curated record. The coding region runs from base 1 to 1773 and encodes 590 amino acids.
AUGAUCCGCAGCGAGCGCCUGGCGCCCGCGGCCACCGUCACACAAACUGGCUGUGACCACCCUGCCCGUCCCCGCGCCACCGCCUGCCUCGCAAGUGAUCGGCUUUUAAUCAAAGGAGGAAAAAUUGUCAACGAUGAUCAGUCAUUUUAUGCAGACGUUUAUGUGGAAGACGGUUUAAUAAAACAGAUUGGAGAAAACCUGAUUGUUCCAGGGGGCGUGAGGACAAUUGAUGCCUACGGGCAGAUGGUGAUGCCGGGGGGGAUAGACGUCCACACCAGACUGCAGGUGCCCGUCAUGGGCAUGACCUCUGCUGAUGGCUUCUUCCAAGGCACGAAGGCAGCCCUGGCUGGAGGGACCACCAUGAUCAUUGACCACGUCUGCCCGGACGCGGGGACCGGCCUGCUGGCCGCCUACGAGCAGUGGCGCGGCAUCGCCGACGGCCAGGCCUGCUGCGACUACGCCCUGCACGUCGACGUGCCCCGCUGGCACGAGAGCCUGAAGGAGGAGCUGGAAGCCCUGGUGAAGGACAAGGGUGUGAACUCCUUCCUGGUUUUCAUGGCGUACAAAGACAAGCUGCAGUGCACCGAUGCCCAGAUGUAUGAAAUAUUCUGCAUUAUCCGAGACCUGGGGGCCAUUGCCCAAGUGCAUGCUGAGAACGGGGACAUCAUCGAUGAGGAGCAGAAGAGGCUGCUGGAACUCGGGAUUACGGGGCCAGAAGGGCACGUCCUCAGCCGCCCUGAGGAGGUGGAGGCGGAGGCGGUGUACCGCGCCAUCACCAUCGCCAAACAGGCCAACUGCCCCUUGUACGUCACCAAGGUGAUGAGCAGAGGUGCUGCAGACGUGUUGGCUCAAGCAAAGAGGAAAGGCACCGUGGUGUACGGUGAGCCCAUCACCGCCAGCCUGGGCACCGACGGCUCCCACUACUGGAGUAAAAACUGGGCCAAAGCUGCCGCCUUCGUCACGUCCCCCCCCAUCAGCCCGGACCCCUCCACGCCGGAUCAUCUCACCUCCCUCCUGUCCUGCGGGGACCUGCAGGUCACCGGCAGCGCUCACUGCACCUUCACCACAGCGCAGAAGGCGGUGGGGAAGGACAAUUUCACCCUCAUCCCCGAGGGAACCAAUGGCAUCGAAGAGCGGAUGUCCAUCAUCUGGGAAAAGUGCGUGGUCCCCGGGAAGAUGGAUGAGAAUGAUUUCGUAGCAGUGACCAGUACCAACGCUGCCAAGAUCUUCAACUGCUACCCCAGGAAGGGGCGCGUCGCCGUGGGCGCUGACGCAGACCUGGUUUUGUGGAACCCCAAGGCUACUAAAAUCAUCUCAGCAAAAACCCACAACCUGAAUGUGGAGUACAACAUAUUUGAAGGCACAGAGUGCCACGGGGUUCCCACCAUGGUCAUAAGCCAAGGAAGAGUUGUUCUCGAAGAUGGAAAUCUCUUUGUCACCCAGGGGUCGGGUCGCUUCAUUCCUCGAAAGACGUUCCCUGAUUUUGUUUAUAAAAGGAUAAAGGCAAGAAACAGGCUGGCCGAGGUCCACGGUGUCCCCCGGGGGCUCUACGACGGGCCUGUCCAGGAGGUCCUGGCGAGCGCCAAAGCCCCCACCGCGGCGUCCCGGAUGGCCCCCUGUGCCGGCAAAGCCCAGGCUCCCCCCGUGCGCAACCUCCAUCAGUCGGGGUUCAGCUUGUCUGGCUCACAGGCAGACGACCACAUUGCCCGGCGCACGGCUCAGAAGAUCAUGGCCCCGCCGGGGGGCAGGUCCAACAUCACCUCCCUGUCCUGACGGCACCACUGGCAUGGUUGUCCUCGCUGCCACCACCGCCGGGGGCAGCCAGGAAGGGGAUGGUGGGUCGCCCUCACGCUCAGGAUGAACAUCCAGUGUUCCUCAGCUGCCCCAGCCCCUUCUCCUUGGUAGAAAAUAGAGGAAACCCCCCCCAUCCCGAGAGGUAGAGCUCCCAUCUCCAUUUCUCCCAGUCUCCUUCUCCAGUAGCUCCUAAGAAAGCCCUUCCCUCGUGCAUGUGGGCACCGAGCCGUCCCCGCGCUCAGCCCAGCCGCUGGCCAGGGCGGGAAUGAAGGUGCAUUUUGGCUGGAAUACGCUCCUUUCUAGUAGCAUCCACUGCCCUUUCCCAGUCCAAGGACUCAUAACCGAUAAGCCCUUCCCACUGUGUUUUUCAUACAGUGAGUUACACCUCGCGUUCGCAGUGUCCCCCAGACAGAUCACACCACAGAGAUCUCCGCUCCUGCCGUGGCCAUCGGUCCCAGCUGGGGGGACAGUCCCCGUGGGCAGGACAGGUGGGGGUUGGUGGCUCCCGGGACCCCCAGCCACUGCAGGCAUACCGGGGGGGGCUGCACUCUUUCUGUUAGGCUUGUUUUUUAAAGAUUAUUUAUACAGUUUUUCAAGACCCAAGUGUAAGUCUUAUAACCGAUAACAAGGCUCAUUUGAAGGCCAGUUGCCUAUGACAGACUCUUUUAUAAAGGUUAUUAUAGCCCGUUUAUUAUAUUUAAAGGUAUGUACAGUAAAGGUGAACCUCUGCACCACACAGCUAUGCAUGUACCUCCAACAGAAUGGCUCGCCAUUCAUUUUCUCUUCCUUGCUUUGAAUAAAGUUUGUUGGAAAUCGUAAAA